AUAUAUUAUAAUAUAUCGAGUUAUUCAUUUUGUUUUGUAAACAUGAGCAUAAAGAUAUUCUUACCCACUGAAUACUUUUAUCAAAAACGUGCCUGCAAUUUGUACGGCCAGCUACACAUUAGCGAAGACAAUGUCGUCGUCUACUAUGUCGUUGAUGCUGAAAGCAAAAAAUUCGACUUUGGCACCCAUAAAAUGCGUUUCUUGGGAUCAAUCCUGUGCAGUGAUUCUUACGCUGAUAGCAAUUAUUGUCGUUCAAAUGAUAUGAGCUUAUGCUUCACUUACACAAACGAAUCGCCAAACAUUGCGCUUAUGUUCACUGGAAUCACACCCGACAACCUCAACCAAAUCAAGCUGAUUCUCUAUGAAAAGCAAACGUUAAGCAGUCUUGUGGUCAAAGAGCAAAACACUCUCAGUCAUUGGACAAGGGAGAAUCAUGUUAAUGAUGAAUGCGAUUUCUAUAUGUUGGCCCAGUUGGUGCAACCUAACCCAGAUCCAUUACACAAAGCAAAAGACUUAUGGUUCUAUAGCAAUCAAUCCAUAUAUAUGCUAGCAAAUAUUCCAAUGCAACUAUUUCAAUAUAUUGUUGCAAACACAUUCGUAAAUAGCAUCAUAACACAUACAGUAAUCUAUAAGCAUUAUAAGGAAUGGCAAACUAUAGACGCAACGUGCUCUAGAUUGACAAAUAUCAUGAUAGACCGUGCAUUGGGUAUUAUAUUGAUGUUGAUAUUGUUCACGUUUGUCUCGCAUCCUGGUGAUUUCCUUAUUCAAAUCUCUCAUAUUAUCAUACAGCAGCUAUAUAGCCUAUUAAAAGUUUUGGAAGGUAGUCCCAUUGGCCUAAAACUCAACAUACAUCUUAAUAAUUUUUUUCUCGAUUGCUUUAAAUAUCACAUUGAACUGUGGUCAACCUUUUUGGAUUUGAUUGAACCCAUUGUACGUCAAGUUUUUCUUGCCAUUGGAGCUUUUGGGUGUUUGGGAUUUACGUAUCAAAUCGCGCUGCUUGCUGAUCUGAUUUCAAUUGUUGGCUUACAUGCUCAUUGUUUUUAUGUUUAUACAAAAGUUUUAAAUAAUGUGGAAGUUAAGGGACUUACCGUAUUAUGGCAAGUGGUACGAGGCAAUCGCUAUAAUAUCUUAAGAAAUAGAAUUGAAGCACACAACUAUAUGAAUCGCCAGCUAUAUCUGGCAACCAUAUUCUUUUCUGCAAUACUCUUCCUUUUUCCAACUACUCUUGUCUACUAUGUUGUAUUUGCAACCUUAAAAGCUCUGACCUGUGCUACUUUGGCAAUCCUAGAGGGGUUUCGUCGCAAGCUUUUAACUUUGCCAAUCGAGGUUUUUCUUAAGUAUAUGAAAAGAGGAUUUUAUGACAUAGAUUGCCUACGAGUGCUGGACAUUCCACAACAAAAACAGUUAUAUUUUACUUAUCGAAAUUCAAAAAUAGUUAUUUUUGUAUAUCAACUCCAAAUUUAAAUUAAACUGUUAAGUAUCGAUGCAAGUUUGAAUUCCUUAAAACUUGACAUGGCCGUGU
This is a messenger RNA of Drosophila hydei, 1522 nucleotides long. RefSeq lists its product as uncharacterized. NCBI's taxonomy places the organism in Eukaryota, Metazoa, Arthropoda, Insecta, Diptera, Drosophilidae. The transcript has 8 exons. Bases 43 to 1464 code for a protein of 473 amino acids. Gene Ontology annotation, biological process: GPI anchor biosynthetic process. Gene Ontology annotation, cellular component: membrane; endoplasmic reticulum. The record is from RefSeq and is a predicted model, not a curated record.